Messenger RNA from Penicillium waksmanii, 360 nucleotides. Its product is annotated as Sorting nexin-3. The record is from RefSeq and is a predicted model, not a curated record. Gene Ontology annotation, cellular component: retromer complex; early endosome membrane. The coding region runs from base 1 to 360 and encodes 119 amino acids. Gene Ontology annotation, molecular function: phosphatidylinositol-3-phosphate binding. Gene Ontology annotation, biological process: endocytic recycling; late endosome to Golgi transport. The transcript has 3 exons. Lineage: Eukaryota; Fungi; Ascomycota; Eurotiomycetes; Eurotiales; Aspergillaceae.
AUGCAGUCUGUCCCGGAGUCCCGCACACAGACCUUCGAGGAGAUCUACGGACCUCCAGAGAACUUCCUGGAGAUCGAAGUCCGCAAUCCUCAAACACAUGGCACAUCACGGAAUAUGUACACCUCCUAUGAAAUCGUCUGCCGCACCAAUAUCCCCGCCUUCAAACUGAAACACUCCAUCGUACGCCGCCGCUACUCCGACUUCGAGUACUUCCGCGAUAUCCUCGAGCGCGAGAGCACGCGCGUCACGAUCCCCCCCCACUGCCGGGCAAGGUCUUCACGAACCGUUUCAGCGACGACGUCAUUGAACAUCGCCGGGAGGGACUUCAGCGAUCCGAAUUGGGACCGGAAUGCAUGGUAG